AUGGGAGGUGAAAAAAAUAUUAAAGUUGAAAAUUCGCAAGAUGAUUUUCAAUCAUCAAAGAGCCUAAAUAACAAAACUAUUGAUUGGAAUGGACUGGAAUGGUUUAAAAAUUCUCAUACUUUUUGGUUUAAUGAUUUUUUAAAAUGGAUAUUGUUGAUCUUAUACGAACCAAAAGAUAGUCAAGAACAAGUUCAUAUUGAAAAAGGGUUAAAAGUUCUGAAAAGUGAGGUCGACGAAUUAUUAUUAUGUAAUGUUGGAAAUUGGUCGGAUAUUCAUAAAAUAAUUUCAGAAUUAUUUGAAAAGUGUAAUAAUUGGAUACUAUCUCACGAUGAACCUUUAAGAAAUUCGAUUAUAAGUGAGAUUGUCAAAAGACUCCGAUUGGAGCAACCUCUUGUCAAAACAUUGGUUGAUUAUUUAAUUCAACUUCAAGUUCCUCAACGUUCAGUAUUAAGGUUUAUGGUUCAUCAAAAUAUACAAGCUCGAGUUGCUUUUGCUAGAACUACUUUAAAACCUCAUCUGGAUACAUACGCAUCAAUGAGUUAUCAUUGUACAAACAAUCCUUAUUUUAAAAAAAUUCAAGUUGAAAAAGAAGAAAUCGGUAAAAAAUAUAAUGAAUUGACAAACACGAAUGAAAAAUUAAAGUUAGACGAUGCUCAUACAAGAUCUUUAUUACAAGAAUUGGGCGAAGAAAGCGAACAACUUAAGAAUCAAUUAAGAGAACAAAAUAACCAACUAAAAAAAUAUAAAGAAAUAGUCAAUAAAUUAAAAGAACAAAAUCCUCAACUUUCCGAAGAAAUGAAUCAAUUAAGAGAACAAAAUAACCAACUAAAAAAAUAUAAAGAAAAAGUCAAUAAAUUAAAAGAACAAAAUUCUCAACUUUCCGAAGAAAUGAAUCAAUUAAGAGAUGAUUUUAACAGUGAAAUUCAACAAUCAUUUGAAAAACAAGAAUCGUUUAAACAUGAAACCGAAAAGGCCAAAAAAGAGGUGUUAUUUUUACAGUCAGCACUUGGAGACGUGACAAAUAUUCGCAUUAGCGAUAAAUCUUUAAAUGGACCUCUUCAAAUAAUAAAAGAUAUUGACAAAUUUAAACAGCUGUUAGAAGAUUUUUCUAAACUAAAGGAUCAUCGGUAG
Molecule: messenger RNA, 1131 nt
Organism: Entrophospora sp. SA101
Lineage: Eukaryota; Fungi; Glomeromycota; Glomeromycetes; Entrophosporales; Entrophosporaceae
Source: the annotation of a GenBank genome assembly